GUCAGCCACAUGGAACACAAAUUAGGAGACACAAAUCAACUCACAGGGCAUUGAGAAACACAGGCAGAAAGUCAAAUGAAGAGAAACGUCUUCAGAUAAUGAGCUGUAUUCUCCAAACAGCUUUUUAGUCACUAUCCCAAAAAAAUUAUUUUACUACUUCUAAAGGAAUUCAAAGAGUAGUUCCUUUUUUUCCUUUUUUUUUUGUUUUUGAAGAUAACAUUGAUAAUGAAACUGAGUGUGGGGAUAUUUUUUGGAGGUUUUUUUGCAGCUCUGGGGGUUUUGAUUUUUUUGGUGGCAUUUGGAACUGAUUAUUGGCUUCUGGCUACAGAAACAGGAAGGUGUUCAAAAGCACCUGAAGAUGUUGGGGGAGAGAAGGCCACUUUCCAUCAUGAAGGUUUCUUCUGGAGGUGCUGGUUUAGUGGAAAUGUAAGAGAAAAUAAUGCCAGCAUGUGGAAUUUCUGGUAUACUAACCAGUCACCUUCUAAGAACUGUACACAUGCUUACCUGUCACCAUUUCCUCUUAUCCGAGAUGAACACAAUUCAACCUCCUAUGACUCUGCAAUCGUUUAUCGAGGUUUCUGGACAGUUCUUAUGCUCCUGGGAGUGCUCACUAUUGUAAUGGCUAGUUUCUUCAUCAUCUGUGCAGCUCCUUUUGCCAGCCACAUUCUGUACAAAGCAGGAGGAGGCUUUUUCAUCAUUGCUGGCGUCUUGUUCUCACUGGUAGUCGUGAUGUACGUCAUCUGGGUCCAGGCGAUGGCUGAUCUGGAAAACUACACAAACAUGAAAAAAAUGGAUUGCCCAGACUUUGCUGUUUAUGUACAUUAUGGCUGGGGGUUUAUGCUGGCUCCUAUAGGAGUAUUUUUUGCUUUAUUAGCAGGAAUGCUGUUCUUGUUGGUAGGGCGUGCCAUUUAUUUACACUCAGACUAGUCAUACACUGCUGAAGAGAAUACAGGAAUCCUAGUGAAACUUUAUGACAGUUGUAAACUGGAACAUAAUUUUAUACAUUAUUACAAUUAUGGCAAUCCUAAGUGUGCAGGCAGACUUUUGGAAGUUCUUCUGUUACUUGUUUAAGGGUAAAGGACACAAAACUCAGUAAAAGAAGAAACCACCUUUAGUUCUAGCUAAUUGCUUUUAAUUCUUUAGAAAAUACACCCAUGGUUCUCCAUAUUGUACUAUUGGCAGCAUUUUUGCAGUUUUGCAAACAGAGGAAGGCAAAAAUUUCCUGCAACCAAAAGCCCAACACGAAGUGGGCCAACUCAACAUUUUAUACAUUUGUCUUUUAAAAUUUAUCUUAUGCUUCUGCUUGU
Balearica regulorum gibbericeps (East African grey crowned-crane) is the source of this 1307-nucleotide messenger RNA. It is a transcript of the gene TMEM182, whose product is annotated as transmembrane protein 182. Lineage: Eukaryota; Metazoa; Chordata; Aves; Gruiformes; Gruidae. Gene Ontology annotation, cellular component: membrane. The record is from RefSeq and is a predicted model, not a curated record.